AUGUCGCGUGACUUGGAACUUGUUCCGGUGGAUCCAUCUGCGGUGAAGCGGAAGUCAUCUCGGUCGUCGCGGAGUUGGAUUUCUAUAGACGCGACGGGGCAAAAGACGGUGCUUGACGCAGACAGACACGAGAUUUUGCACCGUGUCCAGAUCCACGCCCGGGAUCUCCGGAUACUCGACCCGAACCUUUUUUACCCGUCCGCUAUUCUGGGUCGAGAGAGAGCCAUUGUUCUUAACUUGGAGCAUAUCAAGGCGAUUAUCACAUCCGAAGAGGUUUUGCUUCGGGAUUCGACAGAUGAACAUGUUAUUCCUGUCCUGGAAGAGCUUCAGAGACGUUUGCUUGUUGGGAACGAGGAACACCAUGGUCAAGGAGAUGCUGAAGCGGGUGAAGAAGAUGAAUCCCCGUUUGAGUUCCGGGCGCUAGAGGUGGCUUUGGAAGCUAUUUGUAGCUUCCUAGCUGCAAGGACAUCAGAGCUUGAGUCAUCUGCGUAUCCUGCUUUAGAUGAACUUACCUUGAAGAUUAGUAGCCGUAACUUGGAAAGGGUUCGUAAACUGAAGAGUGCCAUGACCAGAUUGACAGCUCGGGUCCAAAAGGUAAGGGAUGAGCUGGAACAAUUGUUGGAUGAUGAUGAAGAUAUGGCUGAGCUCUAUCUUUCAAGGAAGCUUGCUGGUUUAUCUUCAUCGAUUAGCGUUUCUGAUGAACCCCUUAAGCAUCCUACGUCCCCAACACUAGGUUCUAUGAUUUCCAGAGCAAGUAGACUGAGUUUAGCCACGAUUCGUGGGGACGAUGAUGAAAAUGAUGUCGAAGAACUUGAAAUGUUGCUUGAGGCAUACUUCAUGCAAAUCGACAGCACUUUGAACAAAUUAAACGCGUUACGUGAGUAUAUUGAUGAUACAGAGGACUACAUUAACAUCCAGCUAGACAAUCAUAGAAAUCAACUGAUUCAGUUAGAGCUUAUGUUAAGCUCAGGAACCGUCUGUGUCUCAAUGUACUCUAUGAUCGCCGGAGUAUUCGGCAUGAACAUUCCCUACGCAUGGAACGACGACCAUGGAUACAUUUUCAAAUGGGUGGUAAUCCUCACGGGGAUGCUUUGCAUGGUCUUGUUCGUCAUUAUAUUGUCGUACGCUCGGUUUAAAGGGCUCGUUGGAUCUUGA
Messenger RNA from Microthlaspi erraticum, 1155 nucleotides. The record is from the annotation of a GenBank genome assembly. NCBI's taxonomy places the organism in Eukaryota, Viridiplantae, Streptophyta, Magnoliopsida, Brassicales, Brassicaceae.